Molecule: messenger RNA, 1788 nt
Organism: Mesorhabditis spiculigera
Lineage: Eukaryota; Metazoa; Nematoda; Chromadorea; Rhabditida; Rhabditidae
Source: the annotation of a GenBank genome assembly
AUGGCAGACCCGGACGGUGGGUGCCUAGUGGCCCGUGCCGUACCAUGCGCCCUCCCCAGGGCCGCCAACGAUGACGACCUGACCGCUCAGCUCGAGCAGCUUUCUGUCAAUGAUGCCAAAGACCAGGAGAAGAAGAAGCAGCAACGCAAGGAGAUCAACAACAUUUCCCCGGCCGACUACGUCACGCUCCAGAGCAUCCGCUCCUCGGCUCUCGCCAAGAAGACCAACACCACCUCGAAAUUCGGGCGUGGCGGCGCUGCACUCUUUGCCGACCUGCUGAACAAGGGCGAGGACAAGGAGGAGAAGAAGGAGGCCAAGAAGGACGUCAAGAAGGAGGAGGAAAAGAACGAGGAGCCGGUUGGGGACAAGAAGAAGGAGGAUGACGAUGAGAAGAAGACUGAUGAUAAGGAGGAGGAUGAGGAGAAGAAGGAAAAGACCGAGGAGGGCGAGGAGGGCGAACUUCUUGCUCGCGGACCUGUGCGCAGCGGUCACGCUGCCUAUGGACACCACCCGUACAUGUACCGUAUCCCGUACGGAACGGCUGCCCAGACUGUGGUCGAAGACUACUCGGCCUACUCGGCUUACGGCGGCGGUUAUGAAUGCGGAUCGAGCUGGCAGGACUCUCCCGAAUCUCUUGGAUACAUCAGCAGCUCCACUACCCCAGACACCGUACAAUCCGACAUGGGCUACUCGUCAUCUCCACCUCGUCAGUCCCCAUUCACCGACCAUUCAAUGACCACGGCAGAUCUGAACCGUCUUCUCGACUCCAAUGAGCUCCCCGACGCACUCUCCGAUUUCAUCCUCAAGUACUCGCGCAGAUACACCGCCGCCGAGAAGAAGGAGCACGACGAAGACGAGCUUAAGCACCGCCCAGAUAGCACCGACUCGGCCUACGAUUCGCCACUCUCGGCCGGAAGCGCACCACACAAUAGUCCUGGUGCUCCUCGUGGUGGAGUGAGGGGCAACGAGCCGCCAAGGAAAGCUGCGCGCGCUGAUCUCGGAUUCGGAUAUGGACUCCGCCUGGGCUUGGACCUGCAAGUGUAUGCAGUACGCCCCGGGGCCCUGUCGCACCAGGACAACGACCGCGACACCCUCCUCCACAUCGUCACCAUCCACACCGAUCUGGCCAAGAUCUACGCCCUCGUCGAGCAGCAGCUCAAGACCAACUACUCGCGCGACGCCAAGCCGUUCGACCUCCCGAACCGCUUCCACGAGACCCCGCUUUUCCUGGCGGUCGAGAAGCGACGGGCCGAGGUCGUCGCCUACCUCCUUGAGGCCGGCGCCCACCCCAACUCCCAGACGCUGCGCCCAGAACGCGAAUGCGCCAUCCACUACGCCGCCUCCCGAGGCAUGAGCGACAUCGUCAAGAUCCUCUGCUCUAACCCGGAGACCGACGUUAACAAGCUGAACGGCAUGGGCAGCUCGGCCCUGCUGUGCGCCAUCCGGAACCACGGAGCCAUGGACGAGGAGCAGCGCCAGAUCAUCGAUAACAAGGACACCAUCCGGGAGUUGAUGAGGGCCGGAGCCGACCCGAUGCUGGUUGAUGCCACGAAUGGAAAGACCGUCAUCCACUACGCCGUUGAGAGGAUGAACGCCGAGCUGAUCGAGCUGUUCAAGGAGUUUCUGAACGAGCCGCAGAUGACCGAGCUGGUCAACCAGGGUGACUUGUGCAGCGAGACGCCGAUGAUGUUGCUGCAGCAGCAGAGGGCUGAGAAUCCUCAGGCCCAGCAACUGCGCUCGAACCUCUUCCUCACGCUCACCAUCUGCGGCGCCGAGAUCAAGAGGGAA